Colias croceus (clouded yellow) is the source of this 400-nucleotide messenger RNA. RefSeq names its product pyrethroid hydrolase Ces2a-like. The record is from RefSeq and is a predicted model, not a curated record. The transcript is spliced from 2 exons. Lineage: Eukaryota; Metazoa; Arthropoda; Insecta; Lepidoptera; Pieridae. The annotation marks the transcript as partial.
UUUGAAACCGACUUAAAUAUAAUCAAGAGAUACUCCUCUUACAAAGACUUGCCAGGAGUUAGUCAUGCUGAUGACUUGUUCUAUCUCUUUUAUAAUAACCUUAACAAGGAGGCAUAUGACAAUCAACCGAAGCUGAGAGAUAUUGCGUAUGAAGUGACCAAGCUAUGGACUGAUUUUGCUAAAUAUGGUAACCCCACACCCGAUGACAGUCUGGGAGUAAACUGGCUGCCGUACACGCCAACAGGCAAGGAAUACUUCAACAUACAAGACAAAUACUCCGUCGGGAGGUUCGCGGACCAGCGGCGAAUGGAGUUCUGGGACCAGAUCUACAAAGAGGCCGGUCUGCCGCAUAUUGGAUAAUAAGCAUAAUGUAGAAUGUGAAUAAAUGUUUGAAAUUCAA